AUGACCGCGUCCGAGAAGCCCACAGAGAACACCCAAGUCUCUGCGCUCCACAAAAUCCUCGUCUCGGAGCAAGAGCCUCUUGCGCGCCGCUUCCGCGCCCUCUUCUCUCUGAAGUACCUCGCCUCCCUGCAGCCGCCCAGCGAAGACACUGUGCCAGCGAUCGAAGCCAUUGCUGCAGGAUUCGGCUCGCCUUCUGCGCUGCUCAAGCAUGAACUCGCCUACUGCCUUGGACAGUCACGCCACGAUGCUGCGAUUGCGCCGCUGCGCAAGGUGCUGAUGGACAGGCACGAGGAUGCCAUGUGCAGGCACGAGGCCGCUGAGGCGCUGGGCGCGCUCAGUGACAAGGGAAGUCUGGACCUGCUGAGGCAGAUGCGCGACAGCAAGGAUGAGCCCGACGUCAUCACCGAGACUUGCGACAUUGCUGUUGACAGGAUUGAGUGGGAUCACGGCCUCCAGAAGGGCCAGGAGAACAUCAAGAAGAGCGACUUCACCUCCAUCGACCCUGCGCCGCCGAUGCCGCAGAGCUCAGACAAGCCUUCGAUCCCAGAGCUCGAGAAGACGCUGCUCGACACAAAACUUCCCCUCUUCCAGCGCUACAGGGCCAUGUUUGCGCUGCGCGACCUCUCCUCUCCGCCUGAUCUUCCCACAGCGGUUCCAGCUGUUCACGCACUGGCUCGCGGGCUCGACGAUCCAUCUGCGCUUUUCCGCCACGAGAUUGCCUUUGUAUUCGGACAAUUGUCGCAUCCUGCAUCUAUCCCGAGUUUGACCAAGGCGCUGAGCAACACAACCGAGGAGAGCAUGGUUCGCCACGAGGCCGCCGAGGCUCUCGGAAGCCUUGGAGACGAGGAAGGUGUGGAGGACACUCUGCGCAAGUUCUUGAACGACCCAGAGCAGGUGGUACGGGACAGUUGCAUUGUGGCCCUCGACAUGGCCGAGUUCGAGAAAAACGGGGAGACAGAGUAUGCCAUCAUCCCCUCGCAGGAGACGGCCGUUGCGGCUUAG
Messenger RNA from Ascochyta rabiei, 1002 nucleotides. Its product is annotated as Deoxyhypusine monooxygenase. Gene Ontology annotation, molecular function: deoxyhypusine monooxygenase activity. Lineage: Eukaryota; Fungi; Ascomycota; Dothideomycetes; Pleosporales; Didymellaceae. Gene Ontology annotation, biological process: peptidyl-hypusine biosynthetic process. The coding region runs from base 1 to 1002 and encodes 333 amino acids. The record is from RefSeq and is a predicted model, not a curated record. The transcript has 2 exons.